AUGGGUAUAAGAGAUUUUCUCCGGAAACACAUGCACUCGAAGCAAAAAGCAGAACCCGGAAGUGAGAGAAAAGAAAAACUUCAAGAACCCACCGUACCCCCAAGACCAUCCCCUCCCGUUCGACAAGCGCCAGAACCAAUCCUACCUGUAAAACAAAGCGAAUUGGGGCCACUCCGUUGUGAAAACGCGCACAGUCACCUACGAGAGCACCCGAAGCGCUAUACCCCAAAUAUUGACUCAUCAACCAACUCUGAAUCCACCUCUAUGGCUUCAUCAACGGGUGCUUCAUCGCUUGAACCGCCAAGAAUUUUGGCACCUCCGGUCGUAGAAAAUACGCGAUACGAAAACUUAUUAGGCACGGCGACGAGAGUGAUUCGGGAGAAGGAGCAACGGCCGGUCCCGAAGCCACGGACCUUGAUUUCUCGACCUCCAACAACGAGAUUGGCUGAAAUUGCUAGCGAUGACCGCCCUUCUACCUCAAGACAACCAAAUAUAAACUUGGAAAGUGAGGGGUUUGAUAGACCAUCAACUUCAAGGGUAUCGCCGCCUCGAAUACCACAAGAGACAGUCCGAACGCCGCGGGUAGAGAAUUCCGAGCAAGUCAGACGAGACCGUGAAUUUGCGCUGAUGCUCGCAAAAAUUGAAGCCCUCCAUGCGCCGAACUGGGAACCAAAAUUUAACAUGGCUGCCGAAGCGGCAAGAAAUGAGACUCCAGUUUCCUCGCCAGGCCCUAGUCACUCCGAGGUGGAACGACAAACUGAAAAUGAUGCAGCUCUGGCAAGGGCCUUGCAGGAUAUUGAGGAUGAACUGUAUGAAAAUGAAUUUGGAAGCCAGGCGAGGACCAGCAGCCCUCCUGCGGAUGAGCAUAUUAAUAGGAUUAUACGGGAAUUGGCGGAAUUACUACGGAAUGAUGUCGACCGACCAGCACCUAAUAACCCGCCUAGAGCAAUUGUACCAAAAAAUCGUGAUGAUAUACUAGUUCUCACCGAAAUCACCCGGUGUACAAUAUGCUUUGAAGAUGAGCCGACAGAUCCGGUUGGCUGUAAAUAUUGCAAGCAGCUGGUAGGGUGCAGAGAUUGUGUCACGUGCUGGUACCGCGGAGGUUCGAACAACGAUGUUUUGCGUUACGUGCUGGGCAGUGCAAAUUAUGAACAAUGCCCGCUUUGCCGCCAUCGUUGGCUUGUUCAACCCGAGAUUAUCAAUAUUAAAAAAGGG
Mesorhabditis spiculigera is the source of this 1215-nucleotide messenger RNA. The record is from the annotation of a GenBank genome assembly. Lineage: Eukaryota; Metazoa; Nematoda; Chromadorea; Rhabditida; Rhabditidae.